AUGUGGUAUGAAAAGAGGAUUAAAAAUACAAAGUCGUCUGAUGGGACGACUUUCUCUUCGUGCUGCCAGGAUGGCAAGGUUUUGCUUGCUCGCCUUCUUGAUGCUCCUGAACCAUUAAGAUCAUUACUUGAUUGUAACGACCCAGAGACAGUUAGAUUCAGAGAACAUAUUAGAGUGUACAAUAGCAUGUUCUGUUUCACAUCAUUUGGGGGAAAGAUUGAUCAUGCUAUAAAUAGUGGUCGAAGCCUAUACACCUUCCGAAUAAGCGGUCAGAACUACCACCGAAUAGGAGCCAUGUUGCCAGUUGAAGGUGAACAACCCAAAUAUGCUCAACUAUAUUUCUACGACACGCAAAACGAAGUCAAAAACCUUAUAGCUGCUUUGUUUAGACAGACCCAUUGUCACAGCACAUGUGAUGAAGCAAUUAUUGCGUCCCUCAUCAAAAUGUUAGACAACCACAGUUCUUUGGCUAACGCCUUCCGAAUGGCGCGCGACUGGUGCACUCAGAAUGAAAGCAACAAUUGUCAUCUACGCUUACUAGGCCAAAUAACAAACAACCCACAGUACAAUCGCCCUAAUGUGUCUGAAGUUGCAGUUCUUAUCACAAACGACUUUGGGGAAAACACCGAGCCACGUGAUGUUAUCGUUAGUACAAAGAACGGCGCGCUUCAACAGAUAUCAGAAUUACAACAGCUUUACAUGCCUUUGCAGUAUCCGUUAUUGUUUCCGUACAGAGAGACCGGGUUCCACGAGCGAAUACACUUCCAUGCCAACACCGGACGUCGGGCUACUAAACGACAAUGUGUCACAAUGCGGGAAUACUACUGCUACAGAAUCCAUUAUCGCAACAAUGAAGGUACCCCCCUGUUAAGAGGCGGUCGUUUAUUCCAACAAUAUUUGGUUGACUCAUACGCGACCAUCGAAGAACAAAGGUUGCGCUGGAUGAGGAAUAACCAAAAUGAGCUGCGCGUUGAACUCUAUCAUAAUGUUUGUGACGCUGUGACGCGUGGGGAUACAAAUGCUGAGGCUAUCAGACAACGCAUAGUUUUGCCGGCAACCUUUACGGGCAGCCUAAGAUAUAUGAUCCAAAAUUACCAAGACGCCAUGGCUCUGUGCCAUGCUUUUGGGAACCCCGACCUGUUUGUAACAUUUACAGCUAACCCAAAAUGGCCUGAAAUCGAAGACAUGGUAUCUCUCAUAUCAGGACAGAAGUCUGAUGACCGUGAAGAUGUUGUAUCACGCGUUUUUAAGCUAAAGCUGACCUUCUUGAUUGAAGAUAUUAUGAAGAAACAAAUCUUUGGCAGCUGCAAAGCAGUUGUUUACACAGUUGAGUUUCAAAAAAGAGGCCUACCGCACGCGCAUCUUUUAUUGUGGCUUGAACAUUGUGCCGCGUCUCGCACGCCUGCCGGUAUAGAUGAUUUGAUUUCAGCCGAGAUCCCAUCAAAAAUUGACGAUCCAUCCGGCUAUAAGGCUGUAACAGAUUACAUGUUGCAUGGUCCAUGUGGGAAUGAUGCGCGCGGUGCUCCGUGUACAACAGAUGGAAAAUGCAUGAAACACUUUCCAAAGCCAUUUUAUCGAGAAACGACAAUUGACGAAGACGGUUACCCGAUUUAUCGACGACGAGAUACCAAGAUUUUCUUUAUGAAGGGCAAAACGAAGCUUGACAAUCGGUUUGUCGUCCCAUACAACCGUUAUCUCCUCUUAAAGUACGAAUCGCACAUCAAUGUUGAAUGGUGCAACCAGUCCCGAGCAAUAAAAUACCUGUUUAAAUACUUAAACAAGGGGCCAGACAGGGCUACAAUGGUUGUUCAGGAAAACAUUGGCAAUGAUGGUGAAAGGCGUACACAACAGAUUGUUAAGGUCGAUGAGAUUAAAAACUAUUUGGAUUGCCGGUACUUAUCGCCGUGUGAAGUUGUGUGGAGAAUGCUUGCAUUCCCUACACAUUACUCAUUCCCAUCCGUCAUGAAGCUAACGUUCCAUACACCUAACCAACAUCUACUCACGUUACGUGAUUCGGACAGCUUGCCAGCCCUGUUAAACCGGGACGGGUUACGAGACACAAUGUUCACCCAAUGGUUUGCACUAAACAAUAGAGAUGCAGCGGCAAGAAAGUUUACGUACGCCGAGAUACCAACAAAGUAUGUGUGGCAAGAGGAUAAUAAGGUAUGGAAAACGCGGUUGGAGCGGACAGCCAUUGGGCGGAUUGUGUAUUGCAAUCCAGCAGCUGGGCCAAAGUAUUAUUUAAGGAUGUUGUUGGGAAUUGUGAGAGGGCCCCGAAGUUUCGAAGAAAUAAAAACGGUCGACGGAGUCGUGUAUGAAACGUUCAGAGAAGCCUGCUAUGCGUAUGGCUUGCUUAAUGAUGACAAGGAGUAG
This is a messenger RNA of Helianthus annuus (common sunflower), 2373 nucleotides long. RefSeq lists its product as uncharacterized. Lineage: Eukaryota; Viridiplantae; Streptophyta; Magnoliopsida; Asterales; Asteraceae. The coding region runs from base 1 to 2373 and encodes 790 amino acids. The record is from RefSeq and is a predicted model, not a curated record. The transcript has 2 exons.